Molecule: messenger RNA, 1248 nt
Organism: Fraxinus pennsylvanica
Lineage: Eukaryota; Viridiplantae; Streptophyta; Magnoliopsida; Lamiales; Oleaceae
Source: the annotation of a GenBank genome assembly
AUGGAGGGAGAGAUUAGAAAUGCUGAUUUAUUGCUCUCACUACUAGGAUUAUCGCCGCUGCUGGAAGGGUGGAAGUUAAGAGGGAGUGGGCGGCUUAGCCGUAGACUCAGUCGCCGGAACUCAGUCAACUCGCUUCGCAAUGAAUUUAUCUCCAGGCUGCCCGAUAAGGUCCGGUCAGGAGUUGACCCUGAGUCCUCCUCUCUCUUUGAUCUCUCUAGAACUAUGGGUUUAACCAAAGGAGAAAAGGAAUAUUAUGACAAACAGUUUGCAACCUUGAAAUCAUUCGAGGAAGUCGAUUCCUUCGUGGCAUCUGACUCUGUAUAUGAGGAAGAUCUAGAAGAACAAGCACAACACGAGAGAGCAAUGAAAAUUUCUAAUUAUGCAAAUAUUUUACUGCUGGCUUUUAAGAUAUUUGCGACAGUAAAGAGUGGAUCACUUGCCAUUGCUGCAUCAACCCUGGAUUCCUUACUUGAUCUCAUGGCUGGAGGAAUACUUUGGUUCACCCACCUCUCAAUGAAAAACAUUGACAUUUAUAAAUAUCCGAUUGGGAAAUUGCGGGUGCAGCCAGUAGGCAUCGUCGUUUUUGCUGCUAUAAUGGCUACACUAGGCUUUCAGGUACUGGUUCAGGCUAUAGAACAACUAGUCGAAAAUAAACCUCCUGCAAAGAUGACCACUGAACAGCUUGUAUGGUUGUAUGCAAUCAUGAUAACUGCCACAGUCGUAAAACUUGUCCUGUGGAAUUACUGCAGAAGCUCUGGAAAUAAGAUUGUUCGAGCCUACGCAAAGGACCAUUAUUUCGAUGUGGUAACUAAUGUGGUAGGAUUAGUUGCCGCAGUUCUAGGUGACAAGUUCUUCUGGUGGCUUGACCCUGCUGGAGCCCUUAUCCUUGCAAUUUAUACGAUUUCAAACUGGUCGGGAACUGUUCUAGAAAAUGCAGUGUCACUAGUGGGACAAUCUGCACCUCCUGAAGUAUUGCAGAAACUGACAUAUCUUGUGAUCAGACACCCACAAGUCAGGCGCGUUGACACUGUUCGCGCAUACACGUUUGGCGUUCUAUAUUUUGUCGAGGUUGAUAUUGAACUCCCAAUAGAUUUGCCCUUAAACGAAGCUCAUACAAUUGGAGAGACACUACAGAUAAAGAUUGAGAAACUUCCUGAAGUCGAACGAGCAUUCGUUCAUCUUGAUUUCGAAUGUGAACAUAAACCCGAGCACUCUAUUCUGAGCAGGCUUCCCAACAGUGAGCCUUGA